UUGCUGGUUGCUGUUCUUUGUCUCCUUCCGCCUCUUGCUUGUUUGCCUUUUCUCCUUGUUUCACUUUUCUCCACAUCAGCGACCGGCGAUACCCUUUUCCUGCGCUGCUGCGAGAUCCAAUUGCCUCGACGAGAGGUUCCCUCAGCAGCGAUGGCUCCGUCUUCUUCCUCUAAUGCUUCGAAUACCCCCUCGCCACUCUCGUCAAGCACGGCCCUACCCAACACCAACAACGCCAAUGCUUCAUCCUCGGCCUCCGUCCUCUCGUCGAGGCGGAGAGGUGCAGCUCGCAACCUAGCCUCCAAUGGCGCUGGCUCCGGCUCAGGGUCACACACUCCCACGUCUGGCACCUCAACCCCUCCCUCAGAGGACGAUUCCCUCUACCCAAAUCAAAUCGUCCUCCAACGCGAUCGUUCCCGCAGUCGCCGUCUUCCCUCAUCAACGCCCGGUCGCCCUGGGCUCAAAGGUCGCAAGCUCCCCUCCUACACAGUCCACGCCCCAAAUACACCCUUCGACGAGCUCGAUCUUAGCGAAGUGCCUUUCCUCCAGCAUGCGGAUGAGACCCUUCUCGCAUCUGCUGCGGGUAAUGCUAAGAAGGGACUGACCCGCUAUAGGCGACUGUUCUUCUUGGUCGGCAUUGUGUUGGGUGCAGCGGUGACUUGGCUGGCGGCACAGAAUGCGGGCAUGGAUUCGCACAUCCGCAGCUUGAGAGGAAUACUGGACGAUCAGCUCGUAUCUCUCGGAGUGGACUUAUCGCAGCUCGACUUCAGCCUGCGCAUGCCGAAAGAAUUCCUUGACCUUGGAGACAACUUGUUCUCAGGUCCCAAGGAGUGGCUGUCUACGAAGGACUUUAGAGUGGGCAGGAAGCUCGCCGAGCAAGGGUACAAGACUGAGCAUCCAGUCGUGCUCAUGCCGGGAAUUAUCAGUACGGGGCUGGAGAGCUGGUCGACCAACCCGGAUAUGAGCGGAUAUUUUAGAAAGAGGCUGUGGGGGACGACGACUAUGAUGCGGACGAUUGUCAUGGAGAAGGAGAUGUGGAUCAAGCAUCUCUCACUAGACCCCAUCACCGGUAUUGACCCACCUGGCAUCAAGGUUCGAGCGGCCGAAGGACUAGACGCAGCCUCGUAUUUUGUCUCAGGCUACUGGAUCUGGUCCAAGAUUAUCGAGAAUCUCUCUGUGAUAGGCUACGACACAGGCAACCUCUACAUGGCAUCGUACGACUGGCGCCUCAGCUACUACAACCUCGAGGUGCGGGAUAGAUUCUUUACAAGACUGAAGCUGAAGAUUGAACAGAACAGUGCGCUCACUGGCAAGAAGACGGUGCUGAUUGCGCAUUCCAUGGGAAGUAGCGUGGCGCUUUAUUUCAUGAAGUGGGUUGAGGCGAGUGGACCGGGCUUCGGAAAUGGAGGCGAUAGGUGGUGCGAGGAGCACCUGGAGUCGUUCACUUCGAUCGCAGGGACCUUCUUGGGCGUCCCCAAGGCGAUGGCUGCAUUGCUGUCCGGAGAGAUGAGGGAUACUGUGGAGGUGCCGCCUGCUGCGGCCUACUUGCUUGAGAAGUUCUUCUCGAGGAGAGAGCGGGCCCGCCUUUUCCGCACCUGGGCCGGUUCAGCCAGCAUGAUCCUCAAAGGCGGCAACGCCGUCUGGGGCAACGACACUUGGGCGCCCGACGACCACGACACGGCUCACGAGUCACACGGCUCUCUCUAUACCUUCCGUCGCCCCAAGAACGUCCACCUCGGCGCAGGCGACGCAGCAGAGGGGCACGACCGUCCUACUGCGGCCGCCGCCCAGCACGACGAUGCUACCCUCGCGACUUCGUCGCAUCACGACUUGAGCUCGCAUCACCAAGUCCAAACCAAUCUCUCGGCAGACUCUGCUCUCACCUGGCUCCUCCAGCAUACCCCGAACACAUUUCAGCGUAUGGUCGAAACGAAUUACUCCGUAGGCAUAGAGUACGACCCGCGAGUCGUCAAGGCCAACUCUCGCGCCGACCGUUUCCCGACUUGGUCCAACCCUCUCGAGGCCGCUCUCCCUCACGCGCCGAGCAUGAAGCUAAUUGCAAUCUACGGCGUGGGCAAACCGACUGAGCGCUCCUACUACUACGAGAAGGGUCCCUUUGAGCGAGAAGACGUCCAAGCCGAGGGAGAUUCGGCACAAUGUCUCGACGUGCAUUGCUCCAACGCGACGGACGCCAGUCCUUUGGGUUUCCCCCUCGCACGAAGCCACUGGAUCGAUGCAACGGUGCAUGACGAGAAGGCGAGUCCCAAGAUUCGCGCAGGGUGCAAGAUGGGUGAGGGGGAUGGGACGGUCAGCCUUCUCUCGCUGGGAGCGAUGAGCGUCGAAGGGUGGAAGCGCAAGCGGUACAAUCCGGCGGGGAUGCGCGUUGUGACGCAUGAGCUGGCUCAUGAGCCCGAGGCGAUGGAUCUUCGCGGUGGACAGACGACGGGUGAUCAUGUGGAUAUCCUGGGUGCGUGGAGAGUCAACGAGAUGGUGCUGAAGGUCGCGGCAGGAAGGGGCCACGAGGUUGAGGAUCAUUUCGUCAGCGAUAUUCGUGACUACGCCGCGAGGAUCGACUGGGACGGCGAGGGACAGGCGUAGGAUGUCUUGCUGGCGUGGGCUGUGAACUGCUUUGCUUAAUCUAUUUUCAUACACGACG
Molecule: messenger RNA, 2653 nt
Organism: Jaminaea rosea
Lineage: Eukaryota; Fungi; Basidiomycota; Exobasidiomycetes; Microstromatales
Product: LACT-domain-containing protein
Exons: 3
Coding region: 151-2595 (814 amino acids)
Biological process (GO): triglyceride biosynthetic process; lipid storage
Cellular component (GO): perinuclear endoplasmic reticulum; cytoplasm
Molecular function (GO): phospholipid:diacylglycerol acyltransferase activity
Source: RefSeq, a predicted model, not a curated record